AUGUACUGGAUACAACGGCGUUUACUUUUUGUGCGGUUCGACGCCGGCAUACUUCCGGAUAAUGUAUCGUGUUUCGGGUCUUGUGUUCGUUUAAAAUUAUUAUUUGUGUGACUUUUUUUUGGUUUUACAGAGAGCUUCUAUUCGGUAUGCCCCGAAGUAUUGGCGAAGCAUAUUGCCGACCGGUGUCGGUUUUCCAGACGGGGUCGCCGUUGACCCGUUCUGCGGGGCCGGCGGCAAUGCGAUUCAGCUAGCCAAAACUUGUAAAGGUAACGUACCUAUUAUACCUACCGUACCUACGCAAUAUAUUAUGUUCGUUUAUAACAUUACAUUUUUUUUUUUUUCUUUAUUAAUUUUUGAUUUUACAUCAGUGAUCGCUAUGUUUAUCGACGAAACAAAAAUUACAUUGGUCCGGCACAACGCCGGUGUAUAUGGCUGUGCCGGAAACGUUGAGUUCCGGCAGAACGAUUUUUUUACCGGACCGAGUGGUCAACAGGCAAAUGUAGUGGUCACGUCGCCCCCGUGGGGAGGUCCCAAGUACCUCCUCGAGGACUCGUACAGCGCGUCAGUCCUGUGCGAGGCUUACGGGGGCGGCGAAGUCAUCGGGCGGAUUGCGAAAUCGAUGGCACCGAAGUUGGUCCUACAUUUGCCCAGAACGGUUGAUAAAUCCGAGGUUCGUAUACUGUUUUUUGUCUUAAAAUUAUUCUUAAAUGUUCUAUUCUGUUUUACUUUACAUNGGAAACAUCGAGUUCCGGCAGAACGAUUUUUAUACCGGACCGGACAGAACGGUUGAUAAAUCCGAGGUUCGUAUACUGUUUUUUGUCUUAAAAUUAUUCUUAAAUUUUCUAUUCUGUUUUACUAUAUAUUCUAUAGUAAUUGAUGAUUCGUAUACUUAUUUGUUUCAGUGCGUAGCAAUCGCCAAAAUGCUCUGCUUUACUCGGAUAAAGUUCGAGGACAAUUUUAUAAAUGGUCGACUCAACUCUACGACAGUAUUUUUUAGCUUGUGAUUUUAUUUCUACCUUUUAUUGCAUUUUUUAUUUUUAAUUUUAAGUUUUGUUUUAACUCUAGUUUUUAAAAUUAUUUUUCAUUAGAUUUUAACCAGCU
This is a messenger RNA of Cinara cedri, 1101 nucleotides long. The record is from the annotation of a GenBank genome assembly. Lineage: Eukaryota; Metazoa; Arthropoda; Insecta; Hemiptera; Aphididae.